UCAGUGUUGCAAAGUUGCAUACUAUUCGCUGGGCUGCGGAAGGGCCUGGCUAUGUGUGUGUGUGUAUGGAGUUUGUUUCUUACUUCCCCCUCCCCCAUCCGCUCCUGCUGCUGAGGCCGAGACAUGAAUGCGAUGAAUGUGGGGCUCACUUCAAAGCAAAUCGGGAGGGCAGCGAAAGGGGUGUUGUAAUGUCGUUAGGGGAGGAAAAAACGCACCGAGAGUGGAAGGGAUCUGCUUUUAGGUUCCCGUUUUUUAUGAUGUACCGGCGCAUACGUGAGAUGAACGUAGAUCUGUGUUAAUAAUGAUUAAAGAUAGCGUGCUUUAACAACGUGUUCUCGCACUAGUUGAGUCGGAUCGCUUCAGUUGCAGCGGAGCAAGCUAGCUAGCAAUGUCGGCUAACGCGCUCGAAGAUGGUGAAAGUGUUUUUCGCCAUCUGUGUUCACUUCUUCGGGAAGGUCUCGCGCCGCACGUACUUCCUCUCCUCGCUCGUUGUGUUUAUCUUUGAUGUUUUUGCUUUUCAUCGCACUUGUUUUUGUCACUCACCGUAGGUUGUUUUGCAUGUAGCUACUUGCGUCGGAAUAGCUGCUUCGCUUUACGAUCGUAGUGGUAAACGGGGAUUUAUUUUUCGAAAGCUCCGCUUUUCUCCGCGAUGGUUUUAUUGCGGUGUGGUGAGGUGAUCAUUUCGUGUCGCGCAUGUGUGUAUUUUUGAUGCUGGAUUAGCCAGCUAACGGAUUGUGAUUGUAGCUCCUUAAAGUUUGAGCUGUUAAAGUUAUUGUUAGGCUUGGACAAGGAUAGCUCAAGGCUUCUUUUCUCCAGAUCAGAUCAGGUCUGUUUGGCAGGCAGUCACAGGUUUUAAGGUCGAAGCUUGAAAGUGUUGGAUUUAUGGCCUUUCACGGGAGGAAUUCUUUUGCUGUGGCAUUAAAAGGAGUCUGGAUAUAAACUUUCUGGCUCGUGGGCUGUACUGGGACGGGGUGCAUGGACACUGUGAGAAUGAGUGUAAACAAGAAGGGCUGUUAUCUGGCAGACCCGGGUGGCAGCUUCACUGAGGAAUCCCCCAGACCCCCGGUGCCCGGGGAGGAGGGCGAUCUGGUGUCCAGCGAUGGGCGGCCGUACAGCCACAGUUUUUACUCCUCCAAGAGCGAGAGCCUCAAGAACGAGGCCUCCAUAGCUACGCCCAGAAGGCCCGACCUGGAUCUGGGCUAUGAGCCCGAGGGCAGCGCCUCACCGACGCCACCCUACCUGAAGUGGGCUGAGUCGCUGCACUCUCUCCUGGAUGAUCAAGACGGCAUCCACUUGUUUAGGACUUUCCUCAAACAGGAGGAAUGCGCCGACAUGCUGGACUUCUGGUUCGCCUGCAGCGGCUUCCGGAAGCAGGAGACGAAAGAGGGCAACGAGGAGAAGAUGCUGAAGCUAGCGAAAGCCAUUUACAAAAAGUACAUAUUGGAUAACAACGGCAUCGUCUCGAGACAGAUCAAACCAGCCACCAAAAGCUUCAUCAAGGACUGUGUGAUGAAGCUUCACAUCGAUCCCGCCAUGUUCGACCAGGCUCAGACUGAGAUUCAGACUAUGAUAGAGGAGAACACCUACCCUUUGUUUUUGAAGUCUGACAUAUAUUUGGAAUACACCAGGACGGGUGGGGAAAGUCCUAAGCUGUUCAGUGACCAGAGCUCGGUGACGGGGAACGGCAAAGUCUUGCCGGGCUGCUUGCCGACUCUGCACGAAGACAAGGAAUGGCGGUGCGACCAGGGCGAGGAACAGCACCCGGAUAGUGACCCCAACCCGAGCAACAGGCUGACCCAGAAGCUGCUUAUGGAAACCGUGCCUCAGCGGGUGGCCAGCAGUAAGAGAUAUCAGGACAACCUUGAGUACAGGCAUUCGUCAUGGAGAGAGCCCGUCAAUCCAUACUACGUGAACACCGGCUACGCCAUGGCUCCCGCCACCAGCGCCAACGACAGCGAGCAACAGAGCAUGUCAAGCGACGCAGACACUCUCUCUCUGACCGACAGCAGCAUAGACGGAGUCCCACCUUACAGAUACCGCAAACCACACCGACGCGAGAUACACGAAAGUGCCAAAGUUAACGGGCGAGUGCCACUACCUCAUAUUCCUCGCACAAACCGGAUUCCAAAGGAUAUUCACGUGGAGCCAGAGAAGUUCGCAGCAGAGCUGAUCAGCAGGCUGGAGGGGGUGCUGAGAGAACGCGAAGCACAGGAGAAACUGGAGGAGAGACUCAAGAGGGUUAGACUGGAAGAGGAAGGCGAUGAUGCCGACAUCUCCACCGCUCCCUCUCUGGCCAAUCACAGGAUUCCUCCCGUCCACGUGCAGCAUUAUGGUGGUCGCUACUCUGAAAUGAGCUACAACGGGCUGCAGCUGCGAGACGCGCACGAGGAGAACCCUGAGAGCAUCCUGGAUGAGCACGUGCAGCGCGUCAUGAAAACGCCCGGGUGUCAGUCUCCCGGCACGGGCCGCCACUCUCCCAAGUCCCGCUCCCCAGACGGGCUGCCGGCGGGCAAGAUGUCUGGCAUGAUGAUGCCAAUGUCUGGUGGACAAGGCAAACACCAGGCACGGCUGGGGCCUAAGGGUGAGGCGGCCCACAUGCACCAUCACAAACACGUUCACCACACGCACUAUGUUGCCGGGGGAAAACCCAAAGAGCAGGCCGAGGCGGAAGCCAUGAGGACAAACGGAGGCUUCGCUUGGAACAUGGAGCAGCACCACAACGGAUCCAAGUCGCGGAACUACGCGGACGGGAUGAGCGUCGGCCCAAACGCCAUGGACCCAAUGGGUUACGGCAGUAAAGGCAGCACGCUAUCCAAGCGAACUGUCAGGAAAGGAGACGACGGACGGAACUUUGAGAUGCGAGAUCCUUUCCAACCCGAGGACAUGGAGAGGAACCAGAAGAUUCUACAGUGGAUGAUGGAAGGAGAAAAAGAAGCUGGACGAUACAAGAGGAGCCCUUACGGGAGCGUCUCGGGCUCCAAGAAGGUCCAAAGUCACGAGGUGUCGAGGCCCAGCUCUGUGGAGCGCCCAGGAGCGGUUCACCCCUGGGUCACAGCUCAGCUCCGCAACAACGUGCAGCCCUCGCAUCCCUUCAUCCAGGAUCCGACCAUGCCUCCCAACCCUGCCCCCAACCCCCUCACGCAGCUGGAGGAGGCGCGUAGGAGGCUCGAAGAGGAGAAGAAGAAAUCUGGUACUUUGCAGGCCAAGCAGAGGUAUGUGCUGGAAGUGAUCCAGAGGGGUCGCGCCGCUGUCAGGCCCGCUCUGAUUCCCCUGCUCAGUGUGGUGCCAGCCGUCUCCGACACGGAGCUCUUUGAGACGGAGCACAAGAAUAUGAAGAAGCAGCCCUGUGAGAACAUCACUGUGGCGUAUUACUUCUGCGGAGAGCCCAUCCCUUACAGAACGUCCGUCAAAGGGAGGAUUGUCACGCUGGGACAGUUUAAGGAGCUGCUGACCAAGAAAGGGAGCUACAGGUAUUAUUUCAAGAAAGUAAGCGACGAGUUUGACUGCGGAGUGGUGUUCGAGGAGGUGCGUGAGGAUGACGCCAUCCUGCCCAUCUUCGAGGAGAAGAUCAUCGGAAAAGUCGAGAAGAUUGACUGAAACAAGGCGGAAACUGAAAGGAGAGACAAUAGGGAGAAAGGAGUUGUGCUCUGGAGUUGUGGAGUUACGGGAGGGAGCGGUGUGGAGGUGCUGAGAGGGUUUAUGGACGUGCAGGAGCGAGUGGAAAGUACUGCACAACAGCUGCUCAGCUUAACAUCACUGCAUUGUGCCGAGAGCCUUUGGACUCACAGAGGGGGUAAAGCGAGACGGUUUUCUCUCACCUUUGGUAUAUUUCUAACUCUGAAAUGUAAUGUAAUGUAGCAAUGUAAAGUUAGACUAGAAAAAAGUACUAUGAAUAUGUUUACUAAAGCUGCAUAUUUUUGAUAUGACGUAUCAGAAGGAACAUAUCCUUUCUAAUUUAACAACUCUUGUAAUUUUAUAUGUACUGGUACCAGAUGUGUACAGACUGUCUGUUUAAAAGCAAAAAGAGAAAGUUUUAUAUCUAUUUAAAUAUUUAAAAAAAGGACAAAAAAAACCACCCGUAUCAAAGCUGCGGGCAUCAACCCGAGAAGUUUUUUUUACGAGACUCGCGGAGGCAGUUUGAGACCAGAAUGGCAGAAACCAUAGCUCACGCUUUACCAAGUGCUUUUAACUCAUACAACCGUUUUUUAAUAAGUUCGGCACGUAAUCGAGACGCGCCGCUGCGAUAUGCAUUGAUGUCAAACAAGAGGGAGAUUAGCUUUGAGCGCAGGUCCUGUUCGCCGAUGCACGGUCGCUCUGUGGCUUUGAACUUGUUGCUCGGCCACAUUGUUAUCUGUGUGAUGUCACAGCUUACAUAAUAUACAACCUGCAUAAUACUCCCUCCCCUCUUCACACGUGAAAGGGUGAAAUUACCCGUGCAGUUGAACAAACCGAGCAUACCAAUGUUACUUAAAGAUAUAUAGGCAUGUAGUUUGUAUCCUUAACAUGUGAGGAUGAAUUGAAAGUCAUUUUGGAGAAGCUUAGAGGGGUCGUGUUUAGAAUGAGUGAAUGUGUACGUGGUUGUGGUUAUAUGAGCGCAUAUGCGUGUGCUCCCGGGGUCCAUACAGAGUGCCAUUGGAUGACAUAACGAUCAUGUUUACACUUACCUUAAUGUAUUUCAGUCAAAAGAUACAAAUAGAGAAUUGUAGCAUUUUAGCUUAACAUGGCUAAAUCUGGUGCCUGACGAAUAUGAAUGGUUUCGUGGUCGAUUUAGCCGAACAUGGUCUGCAUUGAGAUCAUGAAACACCAAAGAGAACAAAAUAUCUUAGGAGUUGAAUAAAAUCCAUUUGCGAAUAACGUAAAUGAAGCUCCUCGAUUACAACGCAACGCUUUCAGUUUGUGUGUUGUAACGUACGCUGGUGCUGAUCUGUGAAGUGUACUAACCGCUAGGAAUGGGCUGGCGACGACCAGACGUGGUGCUGUUAUAAUGUUAGAACACUUCUUGUUGUACUGGCAUCCCAUCUUCCUGUGUUAGCAAAUAUUUUAAUUAUAUCCCCAUUUUAAGUUGUGGUGUCAUUUUUUUAUCUCGUUUUUCCCUCGUUCAGUUUGAAUCAUGUCAGUCCUCCAUCCACUUGAACAAUAUGGGUACUCAGUGCAGAAUGUCAAACAUUUCUUAUGUUCCAUCGAAACAUUUUGAUUUUGCCGUAAUUGUCACAGUGCUUUUCAGCGGGGGUGUAAAGUGUUAACUACUGUGAAUAGCCUGGACGUGAGCUUGUCUCACCCAAACGAUGGAUUUCCUGUACAUAGACAUCACAGAGUGCCUUUCUGACCACGCUCAUCUCCGAUUCACUGUCUGCUCUCCUCACCCCACGUGUCUAGUACCAGGGACACGCAUUAUGUUUUUAAGAACUUUUUUGUUUGUUUCCUAUGCGGCGCGCAUCGCCACACUUCAAGUCUUUUUAUGUAAAUAUGUACAUUUUUCUAUGUGUCUUCAACUACAACCAGCAACCCCAUUUGGAUAUUUAGUGCCCUGGUUCUGCUUCAGAUUGCAGAGUUGUACAGUUAUCAUUUUAUGGUACUUUGGACAAUAAAGACAUGUAAUAAAAUAUAUGCAUUGUUCUUUUGU
This is a messenger RNA of Triplophysa rosa, 5623 nucleotides long. RefSeq names its product axin 1 (gene axin1). The coding region runs from base 976 to 3597 and encodes 873 amino acids. Lineage: Eukaryota; Metazoa; Chordata; Actinopteri; Cypriniformes; Nemacheilidae. Gene Ontology annotation, biological process: negative regulation of canonical Wnt signaling pathway. The transcript is spliced from 11 exons. The record is from RefSeq and is a predicted model, not a curated record.